Hippoglossus stenolepis (Pacific halibut) is the source of this 1838-nucleotide messenger RNA. It is a transcript of the gene ssb, whose product is annotated as small RNA binding exonuclease protection factor La. Gene Ontology annotation, biological process: positive regulation of translation; RNA processing. Gene Ontology annotation, molecular function: RNA binding. Gene Ontology annotation, cellular component: cytoplasmic stress granule; cytosol; nucleus. NCBI's taxonomy places the organism in Eukaryota, Metazoa, Chordata, Actinopteri, Pleuronectiformes, Pleuronectidae. The transcript is spliced from 12 exons. The record is from RefSeq and is a predicted model, not a curated record. The coding region runs from base 179 to 1375 and encodes 398 amino acids.
CGAGGAGCAGCUGUAGCGCUAAAACAAACUCUUUUUGGUCCUCGCUGUUCGCCGUAGCACGCAGUCCCACAACGUGCAGGCGACGAAGUGAAGCACUUUUAGAUUUCAGCAGAAAACCCGCUGCUAGCGCCGACUCUUCGUACUGACUUGGUGUUACUGUUGUCUCCACUGGACAAUCAUGGCAGAAAAGCAAGAGAUGUCUUCAAUUGAAUUGAAAGUGGCACGACAAGUAGAGUACUACUUUGGAGAUCACAAUCUUCCCAGGGACAAGUUUCUGAAAGAACAACUGCAGCAGGAUGAAGGCUGGGUGCCUUUGGAGACGAUGCUUAAAUUCAACAGACUGAAGACUUUAACUACCGACAGCAGCGUCAUUGUUGCAGCUCUUGAGAAAUCCAAGACCGGCCUCUUGGAAAUCAAUGAAGACAAGACAAAAAUCAGGAGGUCUACAGAUAAACCCUUACCUGAACUGAACGAUGAAUACAAAGACGCCGUUAAACACAAAUCUGUGUACAUUAAAGGUUUUCCUCUUGAAACCUCUCUCGAUGAGAUUCAGGAGUGGUUGAAUGCAAAAGGCGACAUAGAAAAUAUUCAAAUGAGGAGAAACCUGCAGAGGCAGUUCAAGGGAUCAGUGUUCAUCUGUUUUAACACAGAAGAGUCAUCCAAGCAGUUCCUUGAACGUUCAGACAUAAAAUCAUUCAAGGACAAUGAGAUGCUUGUGUUAUCAAGGGAAGACUACCAUGCAAAGAAGGCUGAAGAGCGAAAACAGUUCAAACAAGAGACAAAGGCAAAAGCAAAACAAGACAAGGAGCAACUGCAGAAAAAUACAGAAGAUAAAGAAAUGGGUCUGCUCCUGGACGAACAGACAGGGUGCUUGUUGAAGUUCAAAGGGGAGCUCGAAGAUGUUUCCCGAGAGGACUUUCAUGAAUUGUUCUCAGGGCACGGAAAGAUAAAGUGGGUUGACUUCACACGAGGAGCUAAAGAGGGUACCCUCCUUUUCGAUGGAAACGCAAAGGAGGCGUUUGACAAGGCCAAGGAGGCAAACAAAGGAGAGCUAAAAAUCAAGAACAACAGCGUUACAUGGCAGGUGCUUGAGGGAGACGAGGAGAAAGACGAGCUGAAGAAGAUCAUCGAAGCUCAACAAGAAUCUUACAGCAGGUCCAGGGGUAGAGGUGGUAGAGGAAGAUCAGGCGGCAGAGGAGGAAGAGGAGGACGAAGGGGAAGAGGUGGAAGGGAUCAAAGCAGAGGUCGGUACCAAGGCAAAAAGACGAAAUUUGAUAGUGGUGAUGAAGACGAUGCACCCGCUGCCCCAAAGAGAGAACGAGAAGAUACAGACGGUCCUGCAGCAAAGGUCGCCAAAACUGAAAACGGAUCUUAGUCACACGGUCACAGCCAGAGAUUUUUUCUUUUGUGGAAACAUUUAUUAUAAACAGUUAAAAUGCAGAGACAACUUAAAUCCAUUCCAGUGAAAGCUUCAGGCUUUGGAGAAUCGAAGGAAAUCCACCUGGAUGUCGACCUAGAGAAACGAUUUGCAAUGAUUGGCAUCAGUUUUUCAGCAUUUUAAGUCCCUGUAUUAUAUUGCGCCUCCUACAUUAAUUAUGUACCUUUUGUUUGUAAGAUCUUUUUUUAAUUUUAUCAUAUUCAGCAUAAAGACAGUCAUUUGAUUUCACUGGGACAUUUUAGUUGGUCUUGUAAGGCCCGUGUGACAUCUAGCGUUGUGCGCCAUUGUGUGUUUUGUUUUUCCUUGGUAGAAUUCCUACAUUACGUGAGAACAUCUUAUUUGCUAUUUUGUUUUUUUUAUGUUUGCAUAUGUGAAUAGCAAAUAAAACAUUUAUUAAAAU